Molecule: messenger RNA, 1587 nt
Organism: Lytechinus variegatus (green sea urchin)
Lineage: Eukaryota; Metazoa; Echinodermata; Echinoidea; Temnopleuroida; Toxopneustidae
Product: methyltransferase-like protein 27
Exons: 5
Coding region: 2-727 (241 amino acids)
Molecular function (GO): S-adenosylmethionine-dependent methyltransferase activity
Source: RefSeq, a predicted model, not a curated record
CAUGAAUGACGACAUGAACGAUCACGAAUAUGAUCUCCAUCAGUCAGCCUGUCCGUCUGUGAAUAGGCUUAAACUUAUUACGGCUUGCAGGGAUAUGGAAGCAAAGAAGAAGCUUUAUAGCGCAUGGGCUUCAUUCUAUGACGAGGACAUGGACAUCCUUGGCUAUCAAGGGUACGGUGUCAUGGGUAAAAGGGUUACCGAGCUUAUAACAGAUAAGGAAGCGAAGAUCUUGGACAUUGGAUGUGGAACUGGACGUUUCGGAUUAGAGCUUCACUCACUUGGGUACACCAAUAUUCACGGUGUAGACGGGAAUAACAAUUUCUUGGAGAAAAGUCGCGAGAGACAUGUUUAUACCAACCUCAAACAAUGUUGGUUUGGCGAAAACGUCAUUUCACCCUAUGAAAAUGGUGCUUUUGAUAUCGUAGUAGCUGUGUCUUCAUUUGGACCUCUAGCACUGGAUCAUACUGCAUUACCAGAGAUUGGCCGUCUGACUCGAACAGGUGGAUAUUUCAUCCUGUUCAUACGGAAAUCAAGACUAGAAAUGGAGGACGAAAUAUUCAACGUCAAGUCAGUCUUUGACGAGUGGAUCGCGAGUGGAGAAUGGGAGCGACUUGGCGACAUCAGCUCGGUUUACUACUCUGGAACGGAUGACGGGUCGGAGCAUGAUGACCUUUUGGUUGAGCAUGAGGGCGUUAUCGUUACCCUAAGAAAACAGGCAAUUGAGUAACCAUUUGAGGUGCAUUCGUUUUGAAUACCGAAUGCAGAAUAAUGCACUAAAUAUACAUAGUGUAAUUACAGCCUGUCGGACACACACGAUUUGCAUUUAAUAUGCUAACGUAUUUAAUCAAUUUGUAGUACUGGGGAAUUGGUAAAGUUGUUUAUUUAGCCUGUAAUAUCGAAUUCGACUUUUGUAAUGCAGUAUAAAUACACCGACUUUGAUAACAAGAGCAGCUGUUCCUGCACAAUUUCCAAAAUUUCAUUUUAUUUGUAAUGAGAUAUUGCCUUAAUCAACUCGCCAAAUGCGUAGUAUAUCCCAUCUUCUGUUUCUCGUUCUUCAUUUCCCCCUUUCCCAUUUUUUCUUUCUUAUCUAAUGCGCAACGUAUCAAUCAUGGAUGAGACCUUGUAUAGUCGGAUCCCCAACUUUUUAAUUUCUUCCCUUUUUCCUUCCUUUGUUAUUUUUUAAGCGCGUGUAUAUCAUUAAGUACUCAAUUAUUUCUUUAGUUUCAAGGGGGGUCCAAACUACAAGCAUUGCUUUCAGUGGACCGCUCAUUUUCAUUACUGUAUGCUUUCAUUGAAAAUGUUAAUCUUUAUUUGUAUCUGAUUUAUAUUACUUUGUAUUAUCUUUGAAUGGAAAUUUUAAUGAAAUAAAGGAAUUGAAUGAAUCAGUUCACCGAAUAGUAGAAGUAUGUGUAUAAUGUAAUAGUGGUCUAUAGGUCGGGUCGGGAGGUUCAACCCGACUGUUGCUAUAUAUAAUACAACUUUGUAUACCAAAUUAUUGCGUGAUAUGAAUUACCGUAUAUUGUGCCAUCGGUAGAUAGAUUACUAAAUGAAAUAAAAACCAGAUUAGAUUAACAAGGUCUUGAAAUU